Messenger RNA from Parastagonospora nodorum SN15, 1341 nucleotides. RefSeq lists its product as hypothetical. The coding region runs from base 1 to 1341 and encodes 446 amino acids. Gene Ontology annotation, cellular component: membrane. The record is from RefSeq and is a predicted model, not a curated record. NCBI's taxonomy places the organism in Eukaryota, Fungi, Ascomycota, Dothideomycetes, Pleosporales, Phaeosphaeriaceae. Gene Ontology annotation, biological process: carbohydrate transport; transmembrane transport. The transcript is spliced from 3 exons. Gene Ontology annotation, molecular function: carbohydrate:proton symporter activity.
AUGUACCUGAACAACUUCCUCGGCCGCCGCUUCUCGCUCCUCGCUACGGGAGUAGUCUCCAUCAUCGGCGUGCUCAUCGAAAUUACAAGCGCUCUUAAUCCUACUGCUCGUUUCGCGCAGUUUGUCGCAGGCAAGGUGAUUGCGUCCAUUGCCAUGGGGCUGGCAGUCAACAUCGUCCCGAUCUACCUUUCUGAGACGGCGACGGGAACCGCGCGUGGUUCCGCAGUGUCUGUGUAUCAGAAUGUCCAGAUCAUCGGUGUCAUACUCGCUUCUGGUGUCGUGUAUGCAUCGUCAAAGAGUGCUACGCCAUCUGCAUAUCUGAUUCCAAUGGGUUUACAGCUUCUGGCACCUUCCAUCAUGGUGGCUAUGUGUCCGCUACUGCCGGAGAGCCCUAGAUGGUUGGUGUGGAAAGGGCGACAUGCCGAUGCUGUUGUGGCAGCGACACGGAUCUUCGCCACACCAACAAAUGGCUUCGACGCAGACAAAUACAUCGAUGACAUCCAGAUGGCUAUUGAUUCCGAGCGGAAUCGUGAAGAUGCGUCGCGCUGGGUCGAUCUCACUCGCGGGCCGGAUCUACGUCGCCUACUCAUUGCCGUGGGCAUCCAAUCGCUGCAGCAAGCGCAGGGGUCUGCGUAUAUGAACAGCUACAUCGUCUCGUUCCUGACGUCAACCGGAGUGACGAAUGUAUUUCCCGUGAUCAUGGGUCUCUACACGUUGUAUUACGUCGCCAUCUUGAGCGGACACUUCCUCCCAGACACUGUAGGCCGUCGGCCAGUUCUCAUCUCCACGGCUUUAUUCUGCGGCACAACUCUGAUGAUUGUGUCGAGCAUGGUUGUUGUGUUCAGGAACCCGUCCAUCGUACAGGGUAAAGCAUCGAUCGCGCUCAUCUUCCUUUGGCAGGCUUCGUUCGGCGUGCAAUCGCCAUUGAUAUGGAUCACAACGGCAGAGGCAGCCCCUUCCAGAAACAGGGAGAAGGUGCAGUCAAUAGCUACGUUCUUCGGCUUCGGUGUUUCGCUACUGAUCACGUCUGUAUCGCCAUACAUACAGGAUAAGGGCUAUGGAAACCUCGGCGGAACUAUUGGAUUCAUAUGGGCGGCUUUCUCGUUCGUCACAGUGGCCUGGGUUUUCUUCAUUGUUCCAGAAAUGAAGGGAUUCUCCAUUGAACAGCUCGACUUCUUGUACGACAACCGCGUGCCGACGCUCAAGUUCAAGGGGUAUCGCUUCGACAGCGAGACGGCGGUCAUUCUGGAGGGAGAAAGUGUGGACGAGGGGGAGGUGGAGGCGGUAUCCAAAGAGCCGAUUGUCGACGCGAAGAAGAUGUCCGAGGUGGAGUCUGAUUAG